CGAUGUGAGAAAAGUGCGGUAUGACAGGUCUAAGGUGAAUUACCUGUGUAGAAACCGAUACACGCUGUUACAGAUUCAUUCAGUGAAGACACGACGGAAGGAAAACCUGAAGACGAGGUUACACACACGUUGCGAUCAGGAAGAGAAGACUAGCGUACAGUCAUUAUGGCAUAUCGGAUGUUUGAAGGGAAGGACCAUGCGUGCCUCUACCAGAAGUACCGCUUCACGCCCCCAGAUCAGCUCAAGACCAUUGUUCUCCAAUACCUUGAUAAAAAGAAGGGACGGCCGCACGUGCUGGCAGUGGAUGUCGGCUGUGGAACGGGUCAGAAUUCACGAGUGUUCGCGGCGGAUUUCAAAGAAGUGAUGGGCGUUGACGUGAGUGAGAGUCAGCUGGAGGAGGCCAGAGCUGUUCCAGGGUUCCCCAACGUCACGUACAGGAGCGGAACGGCAGAGGAGCUUCCAGUGGCAGACGGCUCCGUUGACCUGCUGACAGCGGCGACAGCCGCCCACUGGUUCGACCAGUCCAGGUUCUUGACCGAGGCAGAUCGGGUUUUGAAGUCCCGGGGCUGCUUGGCUCUGAUGGGUUUCAAUGAUAAUGACACUAAGCUCCAGUACCAGAACUGUGGAGAAAACCUGAACCGCAUCUAUGAAGAGGUGAAACAGGUUCUGACUCCAUACAAGACCACCCCAGUGGAUAUAUGUGAAAGCAAGCUGGAGGCGCUGUACACGGCCAUCCCAUAUCCAGACAAAGACAGGAUUGAGGGUAUUAAAAUGAAGAUUUACACCCCGCUGCAGAGUGUUCUCGGAUUUAUUGAGACCUGGUCCAUGUUUCAAACUUACAAGAAGAACGACCCGCAGGCAGCCAAUGAGCUGGUGCAUAACGCUCAAAAGAGAUUUCUGGAGGAAAUGGGCGUCACCGAUCCCGACACUAAAAUCGAGUACACAAUGGAAUAUUACUGUGUUCUGGCAUCAAAGCCGUAAUAAUCAAGACUUUUGGGUGUGGGUGUUGGUAUCAAGAAACUGCUUGUAAAAUGUGGCCUACACCUUCUUAACCUGAAAUAUUUAUGUAUAUGAAAUAUAUAUGUAAAACAAAUUGUAUAUAAUAUAUAAACUCACUACAAUUACUGUACUAUAGUAAAACUUGCAUUUACAGUAGACAAUGGGGUUAUAUAACUGUGCAAGUCAGACACGUUUGUUGACUUGUACACGACUGCCAUUGCUGAUUGAUAGAGAGGCUGGUGAGCUGCUACAGUUUAACUAAGAAGCCUUAUAGCCAAGCCACUACAAGUAGUUAAGAUAAGAUAAAGAGAAACCUUUAUUCGUCUCACAGGGAAAUUUCAAUGUUGCAGCAGUAAACAAAGAAUAGAGAAUGAUAAAAAACGUUUAUGUAAUAAUUUUAACAAUAGAUAUAAAAAUGUAUUUAGAGAUGUCCACAGUCAUACAGUAAGUAAUUCCCUGCUUCAAUCAUUUGAAGUCACCUUGGCACUUCUGGUAACUGUGUGUACAGUAUUUUGUAUGUUUCCAAUAUAAUAAAACUGCAUAAAUACUGGUAAAAUAAAACCCAGCAGUGUAAUUCACAGUAGGCUGUAAGCUGUU
Molecule: messenger RNA, 1596 nt
Organism: Betta splendens (Siamese fighting fish)
Lineage: Eukaryota; Metazoa; Chordata; Actinopteri; Anabantiformes; Osphronemidae
Product: putative methyltransferase DDB_G0268948
Exons: 6
Coding region: 166-981 (271 amino acids)
Molecular function (GO): S-adenosylmethionine-dependent methyltransferase activity
Source: RefSeq, a predicted model, not a curated record